GACAUUUUGUGCUCUUUCUUGAAACCAAACUUUCUAUCACGUUACUCAACAGCAACAACAACAUCGUCUUUGCAAGAUGUCUGAACAACCCCUCUCAAUGGAGCAACUCGAAACCAAAGCCUUUGAAGAAGUGGUAAAUCUUCUUACUAAGUUACCCACGCCCGACGAAACCGCUUACGACAUUGAAAAAAACACCGUCAGAAUUUUCAACGACAGCGAAUUUAGCACCAACUAUCAUGACAUUGACAUUGAAGAAUCUUUGAGCGACGUUCGCCACAAGAUGUACAAUAAUCUUCAUAGCCAGGCCAAUUGGAUUUUGUGGAACCUGCCAUUGGGUACAGUCAUGACUUUGACGGAACACAACAACACUCUCGAGAAAGGCCAGUCAGUGUUUGAUCUCAAUAAUUCCGGACGAUGCAUUGACUUGGUCGGUACCGGGAAGACGGAAGCAGUGGACCUUGGAAAGAUGGGUAUGGAGGAUUGCAUCAAGGGGUUCUUCUGGCGGAAGGUGGAUUUGAGGAUGGGGGCAUUUGAGCUUUGGGACUACAAGAUGCAGGACACCAAAAAAAACGAAAUGGGAGCCCGUCAAAUCAUAUUCCUGGGAGAGUGGGCGCCAGACACUGUCCACGCGUUGUGGAACUGGAACAUGACUGAUAGAGUCAGUUCUGCGCGCUGGAACUCCCUUGUUGACCGACAAACCGUUACUCUUUUCGAACAUAUAGAUGGUGGGGGAAGUCGGUACGAAAACAUCAAGGGAUGGGGCAAGCACAAGGAAGAGAGGGAUUUCCACAACCUCGACUUUGGAGACAAGGUCAGUUCGUUCAGAUGGCACUCCAUCACCCCUAUCAAGGAAGAGGUUAAGCCCAUCAUCAUCCUGCCGGAUCAUUCCCGCAGCACCAUAGUGACCGGCGACAAGAGCGGGACAAACGACGGUGCUCAAAUACUACCAAGCAAAGUCACCAUCAUGCAAUCCAAAACCCGCGAAGUCACCGUCGAGACCAGCGACACGACCGCCGGAUCCGUCAGCGCCGAGCUGAAAACCACAACGAAAGCCGGCGUCGAAGGCGUCGCAACCAUGGAAGUCGAAUGGACCCUGGCCGUCCAACACAGCUGGUCUCACACUGCAACCACCAACACCAAAACCGCCAAAACCGACGCCAUCAGCAUCGAAGAGGGCUUCAACGUCUCCCCCCACUGCACCUACACCGCCAGACUCGAGGUCCGCGUCGGCAAACUCGAAAAUAAACUGUACAAGACCACCGCCACCCGCUGGUACAAACAGCCUGUGGUGGGCUCCACCAAGGACGGCCAUCUCUACAAGCGCGACGAACCCGUGUAUGUAAAUGUGUCCGGCAGUCUGCAUUUCACCACACACCUCGAUUACCACGAGAAGGAGAUUCCAAAAUCGAUAGUGAACCAGGCGAUUGAUCAGGGCCAGAAGGUGGGCAAUGGGGUAGUGGAUAAGGGGCAGGAAAAAGCUGGGGAGUUGAAGGGUAAGGGGCAGAAAAUGUUCGGGAAGUUGACGGAUACUGGAAUUCCAGGAAUGAUUUUUUAAGUACUCGGCACGACACCCUCCCCCUUCCUCCCUCAAGCUACAAUCAUAUGUAGCUUCGCAUCUCCUCUCCCUAUAACUAUUUUACUAGGUUUCCUGGAUAUUACUUGUUUCGAAAAAAGUUUUACUUAGGCUACUACUGUUCUAGGAUAGGUGAUGCCCUAUCUCUAUAAAGGUAAGAAGGAGGCGGAGUAAGGGGGCAGAGCUAUAAAGGGAACUACAAGUACUAUUCUAUUUAACUUAGCUGCGAUAUGGUGUAGGACCUUUAGCAACACAAUUCUAUUAGCACUCUAUAGAUUUUCUACAAGGGGCAAGCCUAUCACAGCUACGAAGAUAACCUAAUCGAGCUAGAGAACCACUAAAC
Messenger RNA from Bipolaris sorokiniana ND90Pr, 1916 nucleotides. RefSeq lists its product as uncharacterized. The coding region runs from base 77 to 1555 and encodes 492 amino acids. NCBI's taxonomy places the organism in Eukaryota, Fungi, Ascomycota, Dothideomycetes, Pleosporales, Pleosporaceae. The transcript has 2 exons. The record is from RefSeq and is a predicted model, not a curated record.